AUGUCCACGGCAAUGACAUUUGGACAGAAGCAAUUCGUGCCGACACCUCCGGAUAAAGGCAGUUUCCCUCUUGACCAUGAUGGGAUUUGCAAGAAAAGUAUGGUUAAGUACAUGAAUUGCUUAUUUAGUAACAAUAGUAAUAAUUCUAUGUGUCGUGAUGAAGCGAAAGAUUACUUAGCAUGUCGUAUGGAACACAACCUUAUGGCCAAGGAAGACUGGAAUAAAUUGGGUUUUAAGGAAGCCAAUGUACAAUUGAAAGGAGAUAAUAAU
Messenger RNA from Brenthis ino (lesser marbled fritillary), 270 nucleotides. NCBI's taxonomy places the organism in Eukaryota, Metazoa, Arthropoda, Insecta, Lepidoptera, Nymphalidae. The record is from the annotation of a GenBank genome assembly.